This is a messenger RNA of Phoenix dactylifera (date palm), 1349 nucleotides long. RefSeq lists its product as uncharacterized. The record is from RefSeq and is a predicted model, not a curated record. NCBI's taxonomy places the organism in Eukaryota, Viridiplantae, Streptophyta, Magnoliopsida, Arecales, Arecaceae.
AACCAAGUCUUUGUCCCAACUCAACUCUCAUGGUUAGAGUGGAAGCAUCAGCAACAAUUUGAGAAGGAACUAAUCACCUUGUUAAGAAUCAUUCCAAUUGGCGGUAUAUUCUGCAGUCCACUUUUCGAAGAUUUAGAGCAUAUGCUAUCCUUCCCCCUUCCUCAACUCCCAAAAGCAAAGAAAGGCAGGCCGUUGUCUCUGCCCGAACGCCGACUCCCUUCAUAUAAUUAGAGAGCAAGGGCGGAGAAGAACGCCGACUCCCUUCAUUUAAUUAGAAAAAGGGAAGAGAAAAGGCUCCAAUUCCUCUCUCUCUCUCUCUCUCUCUCUCUCUCUCCCCCCUCUCGCUUCGUUUCGCCUUGGAAAACCCUCUCCUUUCCUUCUCUCGCGGUCUCGAUCCCUCUCUACGUCUUCUCGGCUUCGUUCCCGUUUAUCUUUCUCGGAGGAACGGAAGAGAGAUCAAUAGAGGGGCGGAAGAGUUCGAGGAAGUUUAGCUGAGAGGAACGAAGAAGGGAGAAGAGGAUAGGAGAUGGAGGACGGCAGGAUUUCUCUUUCUCCGCCUUCUACCUCCUCCUCCGCCGCAAAUUCAAACUUUCUUCAGAACUAUCCUCUCAUCUCGGCUCUCCUGGCCUUUGCCAUCGCCCAGUCUACCAAGUUUUUUGUCACCUGGUACAAGGAAAAACGUUGGGAUGCAAAGCAACUUAUUGGAUCUGGUGGCAUGCCAUCAUCUCAUUCUGCUACAGUGACAGCACUUGCUGUUGCUAUUGGAAUUAAAGAUGGCUUUGGUAGUUCCACAUUUGCUGUAGCAGCAAUAUUUGCAAUUGUGGUAAUGUAUGAUGCUUUUGGUGUUCGAUUACAUGCCGGAAGGCAGGCAGAGGUGUUGAAUCAAAUUGUAAUUGAACUUCCAGCAGAACAUCCUCUUUCUGACACAAGGCCGCUGCGUGAGCUUCUUGGCCAUACCCCAGCUCAGGUUGUUGCUGGUGCCAUCUUGGGGUUUGUUAUUGCCAUCGUUGGGUGCUUGAUCAACAAAGUUACCAGUUAAACUUGGAUGUUCAUGAUGACAAAUGCAACACGGCUUCAAACUCGCAUUGCUGAUCAUUGUAGCAUAAGAAAGUUUAAUCCAGACUUGAGAUCCAAAAUAGUUUCUGGGAUGCAAAUAUUGUAACCAUAUUAUAGUAGUGUGAAUGACAUCAGAUAUUUGGUUUGUGAUUAGACUUGUUUUCAUUUGGUGCUGCUUCACGUUGACGUAGUGUAACCAUUUAAUAAUCCAUUCUUUCUGUGACUGGACUAUGUCAAACUAUGGGUUUGCUUGAAGUUUCAGAUAAUAUUCAUGCAAAUUAGUUUCUUGGGUA